AUGGCAAGUGAUUUGGUACAGGCUAAAAUGGAAAUUAAAUCAGCUGGUAUGAGUCGAAAUUAUUUCUGCGUCGAAUGCAAAUGCACCACACGAAAUCCUCGAUUGUAUUUAGAGCAUCGUCGUGAUUUUCACAAAGAGCCAAUUUCCAUUCAUGAAUGUAAACUAUGUAUUUAUGCAUCAAAGCAUUCACAAAAAUUGGCACGUCAUUUGCGAACUGUUCACCGAGACGUCGUUCAAAAUAUUACUGUUCAUUCGGCUUGGAAUCCGUCAUUCAAUUCACCCACACCAGAUGGUUUUCAGUCGGUGAUAAACACCGGGAAAAAUACACGUUUAUCAACGUGCAAAUUAUGCGGCCUGUACACAGUGAAUAAAACGAUUUUAAUCGAACAUGUUCGCGCACAGCAUCCGGAUGUACAAAUUUUUGAAUGCGAUCAAUGCGAUUACACGCAUUAUAUUCGCGAUCGCUACAAUCGACAUCAUCGAUAUCAUUCAAUGAAUCAAAUUCAAUGCAAAAUGUGUGAAUUUCAAACAAUUUACAGAUGGAAUUUGGAGCGUCACAUGAGACAUCAUGUCGAUAAUAUUUCAUUGGGCUUUCGAUGUAAUAAAUGUAAUUUCACCGCGUCGACAAAACAAAGUAUUACCGCACAUGAAAUUGCUCAUCAUAGUGGCCUACAAUUGCAUGGCAACUUAAUCAUUAAAAGCGAAACGAACAUUCUGCCGGACGAAGUGCGUCCAAGCAUAUCAACAGCAGAACCACAAUUAAAGCAGGAACAUUUUGAAGAUAAUACGAUCGAUAAAAAUGAUAAUGAUACGGCCAAUGAUAAUGCAAAUAAUGCCGAUACACAAACUGAAGAGGGAAGUGAUUUUGAUGCAAGCGAUUUUCUAGAAGUUGUUAUGGAUGAAGAAUCGCAACCGACGUUGAAUAAUACAAACUUUUCGUUGGAAAGUACAACCGUUCAGUGGAAAAAUAUUACAAUAAAACAGGAAAUGCCAACUGAACCGAAAAAUUCACAAAAUACCAGUUAUUUUCACUGUGUCAACUGUAAUUUUCGCAAUGAAAUCGAAGUGCACAGUGCUGAGGAACGUCCACAAAUCUUACCAAAAACUAAAAUAAUAUCGACGGGCCCGAUAUAUCGUUGCGGAUAUUGUCAUCAAAAAUCACAGUGGAAACAUGUUAUUGAGCGUCAUUGUCGAUUGGUUCACAGUUCAAUUGCAAACAUUGAAAAGUAUUCGGUUAAAGACGACACAUUCAAAACUUUUACUCCAACCAAACGUCGACUCGAUCCUUCAACCGACAAUUUUCCAUCGCCAAAGAAACAAGUGAAGGAUGAUAACAUUGAAAUGAAUUCGCAGACGGAAAUAAAACCAUUUAUUGACACUUCUAUCUUUCAGAAUUUGAAUUGA
This is a messenger RNA of Contarinia nasturtii (swede midge), 1404 nucleotides long. RefSeq names its product RE1-silencing transcription factor B-like. Gene Ontology annotation, biological process: regulation of gene expression. Bases 1 to 1404 code for a protein of 467 amino acids. Gene Ontology annotation, cellular component: nucleus. The record is from RefSeq and is a predicted model, not a curated record. NCBI's taxonomy places the organism in Eukaryota, Metazoa, Arthropoda, Insecta, Diptera, Cecidomyiidae. The transcript has 3 exons.